This is a messenger RNA of Lolium rigidum, 1815 nucleotides long. Its product is annotated as E3 ubiquitin-protein ligase RNF14-like. Gene Ontology annotation, molecular function: ubiquitin protein ligase activity; zinc ion binding; ubiquitin conjugating enzyme binding. Gene Ontology annotation, cellular component: ubiquitin ligase complex; cytoplasm. Lineage: Eukaryota; Viridiplantae; Streptophyta; Magnoliopsida; Poales; Poaceae. Gene Ontology annotation, biological process: protein polyubiquitination; positive regulation of proteasomal ubiquitin-dependent protein catabolic process; ubiquitin-dependent protein catabolic process. The record is from RefSeq and is a predicted model, not a curated record. The transcript has 7 exons. The coding region runs from base 1 to 1815 and encodes 604 amino acids.
AUGGCGACAGCUUCCGUCGGCGCCACGACAUCGCGAGCGCUCGAACCCCAGAGCGACCCCUCCCCCAAGUUCUUAUCCGAGGCAUCCUCCUCCUCGUCGUCGUCCUCGUCGCGGGCCGCAGAGGCAGAGGCGAGGCAGGUGUGGUGCCACGACGGCGCCGAUGCGGACGUGCUCGACCUGGACUCCCCGUGGGUCGCGGCGGCCGAGGCGGAGUCGAGGCUCGAGGAAGCCGCCAUGGACGCGGCUGCGGCGGGACUGCGCCUUCAUGCUGUGGGCGAGGCUGACGAGAUACGAAACAACCAGGAGCGACAGGACGACGAGCUGAUGGCACUGGAAGCAAUAUACGGGGAUGACCUCGUUGAACUAGAAAACAAAGGAGGGCUCCGAUAUUUCCAGAUUUUCAUACGCUACGAUCUUCAUGAUGAUGCUGAAGUGUGUGCCAAGCUUUCUUCAGCUAACAAGAAAACAAAAUGUGGAGCGUGUCCUGAUGAUGAUGCAACAAAAGAACAUAAUGUUGGAUCAGAUGACUUCUCUUACACCUGCAACUUUGAGUACCUUCCUCCUUUGAUACUGACAUGCCUAUUUCCAAAGUCAUAUCCUAGCAAAGAGCCACCAUAUUUUACAGUCACCUCUAAAUGGAUGGAUGAGCCUAAUGUUUCCCAACUUUGUGAGAUGCUUGACACCAUCUGGGCAGAGCUGACAGGACAGGAAGUGGUAUAUCAAUGGGUUGAGUGGAUACACAACUCUUCUUUGUUACAUCUCUGGUUUGAUGGCAAGAUAAUGUUAGGUCAAGACACUCCAACAUAUAGAAGAGACAGACGUGCAAUCUCGAGAAGUCUCCCGUUGGAGUCUACGAUCCCUUCCAUGCUCACUUACAGUAGUAAGAAACACUAUCAAGCUUUUCUUGAUGAUCUCCAUACGUGCAUGAUAUGCCUUAACCAGACCAAAGGUUCCAACUUCAUCAAGCUUCCAUGUCACCACUUGUUUUGCAUGAAGUGCAUGGAGACGUUAUGCAGCAUGCAUGUGAAGGAAGGCACUUUAUUUCAGUUAGUAUGCCCCGACGCCAAGUGCAAUACUUCCAUUCCACACUACUUGUUAAAGAGGCUUCUUAACGAAGAAGAAUUUGAACGUUGGGAUAGACUUGCUCUUGAGAAAGCAUUAGACUCGAUGGCGGACGUGGUUUACUGCCCAAAGUGUGUGAUUGCUUGUGUGGAAGAUGAGGAUAACACUGCACAAUGCCCGCAAUGUUCGUUUACCUUUUGCGGCUUUUGCAAGGAAUUAUGGCAUCCAGGAAAGCAGUGUCUAACUCCAGAACAGAAACUCCAGCGCCGGAAGGCGUCAGGCAGGAUGACUGAGAAGGAGGUGGCACAGGAACUGCUGAACAUCAAAGAGUUGUACAAGGAUGUUCGGUUAUGUCCAAAUUGCAGAAUUGCCAUCGCCAAGAGUGAAGGCUGCAACAAAAUGGUGUGUAGUAACUGUGGCCAGUUUUUUUGCUUCCGUUGCGGCAAGGCAAUCGCUGGCUACGAUCAUUUCAGGAACUGUCGACUAUUUGAGGCUAGAGAUACGGCGGAGUGGGAGAGGGAGAUGGACCAACUGCAAUUUGGAAACCAGAUGCGGAAUAUGUUAAAGCCAUUAGGUGCCGUCGUGAGAUGUCCAAGGUGCCGCGAAAAGACCUUCAAGGAUGAUGAGAAAUUUGUCUUCUGCUGGGCGUGCCGAGCAAGCAUUUGCACACUAUGCAAACAGACAGUUGAGGAUAAGAGGCUGAAGCGAGGGCACUGGGGGUCGCCGGAUUGUGUGAGGCUUGCUGAAUCAUAG